UUUCUUAUUUCAGAAAUUAGAAGGAUCCACAGCUUCUCAGUAAACGUGACUCUGGACGCAGAAACGGCGCAUCCGCACUUACAGGUGUCCGCAGACGGUAAAGAGGUGCGAGACACCGGAGAGAGUGACGUCAUCCCGGGCAGCCCGCAACAGUUCAGCCUGGUCGGAGGAGUCCUGGGAAAACCGUGCAUCACGUCGGGAAGAGCUUUCUGGGUGGUGGAGGUGGGGAAUAAGGUGGGCUGGGAGCUGGGGGUGAUGAGGGACGGAGCGAACCGGAAGGGCAAAGUGUCCUACAAACCCAGCGAGGGUUACUGGGCCAUCGUGCUCUGCGGUCAAAAAAUGUACGGCGCUUUUGAAGACCCUCCAGUCCUGCUUCAGCUCUCCUCCAAACCCUGGAAGCUGGGAGUGUUUGUGGAUUAUGAGGAGGCUAUGGUCUCCUUCUAUGAUAUGGAGGCUCUGUCACAUAUUUACUCAUUCACUCAGUGCAGCUUUAAUGGAGCCAUCCGUCCGUACUUCAAUCCUCAUCCCAACAAAGACGGAUCCAACUCAAGCCCGUUGGUCAUUUGUCCUGUUAAUCAAACUGACAUCUCUGUGUGAAAGUAAGGCCUGAUUUUGAGAGUUUGAAAUGUGAAGUAUCAGAAUAUUCAUAAAUAUUAUGAUUGCCUUUCGUUUAUGUCUUUGUUUUCUUCUUUGGUAUGAUAUCCUCUGUAGUACUUUGAGUGGUUUGAAAAGCAAACAAGCAUUGAGGUGAAAAUUAUACAUUGUACAUCUAGAGAUAUUUA
This is a messenger RNA of Sinocyclocheilus grahami, 782 nucleotides long. Its product is annotated as pyrin-like. The transcript has 2 exons. Lineage: Eukaryota; Metazoa; Chordata; Actinopteri; Cypriniformes; Cyprinidae. The annotation marks the transcript as partial. Gene Ontology annotation, molecular function: protein binding. The record is from RefSeq and is a predicted model, not a curated record.